Molecule: messenger RNA, 1569 nt
Organism: Acanthocheilonema viteae
Lineage: Eukaryota; Metazoa; Nematoda; Chromadorea; Rhabditida; Onchocercidae
Source: the annotation of a GenBank genome assembly
AUGACAAAUACGGAUAACAUACAUAAUAGUAUGGAAUGUGCUAAAUUUGUGGAAGAAUAUUUAAAUGAUUAUUUCGGGAAUGAUAUGGUAGAAGAAGAAUACGAAGAAUUAUCAUUGAUACGUAUUUGCAGUCGGCAGAGAAUAAUUUUGGAUUUUCUUCAUAUCGUUUUAAUUUUAUGCAAAUGCAUGUUACAUGCUGAUACUGUAGAGACUGUUACGGUCGCUGAGGUUAAAUUUUGGCGAGAUUAUCAAUAUAGGAAGCCAUUUGUCAAAUGCAGUGUUCCGACUAUACAAACUACACGAGAAUGCAUUGAAAACUUAGAGAAAAGCUUACUGUAUUGCUUACAUUUGGAUCAUUACAAGCUGAUAUGGUACUUUAAAGUUGGUCAAGUUGGAAAACUGUACUAUUCUGUUGACAAUGUUACUGCAACAAAAAUGCCAAUAUUUUUUGCGCAAUUUCUGGAUCAAAUGUUGCAUUCUGUUGAUAUCAUUUCAACCUUGACAAAUGAUGAAUUCGAAAAGUUGGUAUCUGAAUCGGAAUUCCUGAUCAAUGUGAGAGAAGCUGUCGAUAUCAGAAAAACACAUCUAAUUGCACUUAAUGAACCGAAAUAUACGAAAAAUCGGAAGGAGCCUGAAAUUGGGAUAUUUUGUGCGGGAAUCGAUUCAGCAACUAUUUCAUGGGAAUAUAUCCGUCCAAAUGAUAGAACUGAUUUUAUCUACAAAAUACAGGUAUCAUCGUUAGUAAUCAUUGAUUUUACAAAAAUGCCUAUUGAUAUUGAUAAUGUUAUCAAUUCCUUCUUCAAUAAUGAUAUCGUUGUUUUAUUAAACAAUGAAACAGACGAUGCAAUUGUCAAUUUUCGAAUUGCUAAUGCUCAUUGUUUAUUGGAUAUCAAAAAACAAUCCACUGAAUCAUUAAUGCCAUUUUUUGAAAAGCUUAUUAAUGGAUAUUCGGUGGAAGAAUGCUCAGAAUUAUUACAAUCUGUUAAUGUACGAUUGUUUGGUAAUCGCUCUUCCAAAGUUCGCUAUAGUCGAGCACAAAGUACAAGGAAGCUGAUUGUCGAUAUGAAUGAUGGAUUGCUUGAAAAUUUAACAAGUAAUGAGAAUGAUCAAAGAGAAAUUGAUAAUUUCAAAGAAUUACCAUCAAAAGUACGGCUCCAUCUAUUGGAUAUGAUGAAACAACAGGUGAAAACAAAUGAAAUUCAAUUAUUUGUGGAGAAAUUAGAGGAUAUCUACGAUCACUGUAAAGAUGUAACAUUAUCGGAAGCCGAUGAUGACUUACAACAGUUAUUUAUUCAGCGAACACAAGAUGAACAAAAUUUCAUUCUAGAAUUUAUCAAACAUCUUUUUAGAGAUCAUCUUUAUGGUAUAUAUGAUAAUGUACAAACCUCAAAAUUGGAUAAUCUCGAAGAAUUGAUGAAAUCAUUAGCAAACAAUGUUCGUGUGACAAGGAAAAAGCAACGAAGAAAAUUUAGGUCACGCGGAUACCAUUCUGAGGGUGAAAGUUCUCGUCGCAGUUCUAUAUCGGAAAAUACUGAUUCAGAAGCGGUUGUUGUUGAUGUUGAAUUUUAA